GUUUAAGGCUCUGGCCUUUUUUGCUCAAAAAAAAUAAAAAGAAAGAGCGACGAAAAACAGGGAUACAGAGUGUGGGUUUCAUUCUUUCUCUCUUCACCUCCCACAUUCAAAGGACCUUUCUCCCUCACCUCCAUUAUUUCGCCUUCUUCACCUUAUCUGAUAACGGACCUCGUUUUUUGGGUUAUUCAUAAAGUUCUAUCUUUUCCAUUAAUCAUUGGUUUCUAUUGCUCUGUCUCCUCUGAUCGCUAGAACCCAUCAAUCCAUCGUUGUUUUUCCAGUGUAAACCAGUUUCUAACUCUAAUUUCGUUUUCAAUCUUACCCAUUUUCCAAUUUUGACUCGUUUUGCAUUCAAAACUUGAAACUGUUGAUUUAAUUAGCAAAAAAUCAUUGCUAGUCGGUUUUUAAAUAACCUGAGAUAAGAAAGAGAGAGACAACUCCUGCUUGGUUACAGGAUUAAGGACGUUUUGAACAAAGAUUGGAAAUGGUGGGAGGAGGAAACAGGAAAGAUGACUCUGUGGUGCUUAAUAGUACCAAUGUAUUUGCUGCGCUUGGUACAUUGAGGAAGAAGAAGAAAUCAUCUACUUCUGAGAAAGAGAAAAUGGGUUCAUUGAUAACCAAAUCGAAAAAGGACAAGGAAGCAGAAAAGGACGUUUUUUGGGCUCCAUCCCCACUCAACGUGAAAUCAUGGGCCGAUGUUGAUGAUGAAGAUGAUGAUGAUUACUAUGCCACCACAGCUCCACCGGUUUCUGUUUUGGGUGUUGCUACAGAUUCCAAGCAGGAAAAGGAGGUUAUGGAGGAAAGUCAAAGUGAGGAAGGUCUUGAUGAAAUUGAUGAUGAUGAUGUCGAGGAAGAACAUGAAAAUGAACAUGAGCCUGAGGCACCUAUUGUAGAGCCACUAAUUAAGAAGCAUCUUGAUGGCCCUUCAGCACCUAAAGAUCCAGAAAGGCAGCUUUCAAAGAAGGAACUAAAGAAAAAGGGGCUUGAAGAACUUGAUGCAGUUCUUGCCGAGUUAGGAUAUGCCACACAGGAAACCAGCAGUCAAGAUAAUUCCAAUGGUGUCGUGCAAGGGAAGAAAGUAGAGAAUAAUGGAGAAGUGGAAAAGAAGGAAAAUGGCCCUGGUGAGAAUAAAAGUUCAAAAAAGAAGAAAAAGAAGGAAAAAACAUCAAAGGACGCAAAGGAAUUGGAGGACCAACCUUGUCGUGCAGAUGUAGGGAAUGGGACACAUGAAACUGCUGAGACAGAGAAGGUAGAAGAUGUACCUGCUGUUGAUGUGAAGGAGCGUUUGAAGAAGGUGGCAUCUUCAAAGAAGAAAAAAUCAGGUAAAGAGAUGGAUGCUGCUUCACGAGCUGCUGCUAGUGAGGCUGCUGCAAGGAAUGCAAAGCUUGCUGCUGCAAAGAAAAAAGAGAAGAAUCACUACAAUCAGCAGCCGGUGCGGUAAGCCGGCAACAAUUUUGUUAUCCCCAACCCACACAAUGCAUCCUCAAAUAUGUACUUGUUAAUUUUGUUAAUGCAAAAUAAGAUAUCAGGUUCUGAUCUUUUGAAAAUGAGAUUCAACAGGGUUCUUGGUUUUACUUUAGGGGUUCUUAGAUUUUGUAGUUUUUCUUCUUGUUGGGUAGUUUUAUCAAUACAAAACUUCUGAGAGAGCUAACUUUUUUUUGUAGCGAUACAUUGCUGUCACCUUUCUUGGUAUUCUUUUCCCCAUUUUUUAAGUCAUAUUCUGUGAGCCGAGUUACAUGACAUUCUAA
Messenger RNA from Jatropha curcas, 1745 nucleotides. RefSeq lists its product as uncharacterized. The record is from RefSeq and is a predicted model, not a curated record. Lineage: Eukaryota; Viridiplantae; Streptophyta; Magnoliopsida; Malpighiales; Euphorbiaceae.